AUUUUAUCAAAGUUAACAUUUUAAGUAAAUUCAAAAUAAUAAAAAAUAAAUGUUUAAAAAUGUUUAAAGCUAAAUAAAGAUUAAAAAAUGACAAGUUUGGCUGCUGGAUUGUUAGAAAGCUGUGAAAAGGUUAUUUGCGAUCAAUUAAAAUUUUUAAAUGAAUAUGAAAAGUUAUGUGAAGAUGCAUUAAAAACAAUUAGAAAGCUUCAUGAUGCAAGUAAGGUUGUGUGGUCUUCACAAAGCCCAAAUAUACUUUUGCUAAAACAAAUUUUGUCAGAAAUUAUUAAAGGUUCUGAAUCAGUCUCGCUAACUACUGAUUCUUUGGCACAAGGAAGCAAAAGUCUUGACAAAUGUACAGAAAGUUCCCAAGAGAUUCCUAUCAAUGGAAAGAAGUUAUCAGAUUUGGAAAACAAAACUCUUAACAAGGAUACAGAAAGUCCUCAAGAGAUUUCCAUCAAUGCAAAAAAAUUGUUAGAUUUGGAAAACAAUAUUCUUAACAAGGUUACUGGGUGUCCUCAAGAGGUUUCCAUCAAUGAUUUAUCUGAUUUAGAAAAGUUCUCACAUCAAAUGCAGUGUAUUUCUGGUCCAAAAAUUGGUGUGCGAUAUCAAAUAGAAGUUACUAGUCCUUUAGGAUUAGAUGGCUCAUAUUGGGUGCGCAACAAAGAAAAUGAAUUCUUACAAAAUAAGCUUCAACCUUUGUCGGAAUUUUUGAGAAAAACAACUAUGGAAGAUAAAAGUCUUUGGAAAGUUCAAGAUGACUCAAAGGUUUUAUGUGUUAAAUCAUCAGAGACUCAGUUGUGGAUGCGAGUUCUUGUUGAAAGGCGCAAUAGUCAAAAUGAGGUACGUGUUCGGUAUAUUGAUUAUGGCACAACUGAAGACUGUCAAGAAAAUCGGUUGUGUACUGUUCCUGAAGUCCUUGCAAGAAUACCUUACAUGGCAUUUCAUUGUACAUUUUUUGAAAAGGCAGUGAAUCUGGGAUACGAUGCAAAAUGGAAGUUUAGUGAUCUGACCAAUAAACAAAUUUUGAAUUUCACAUGCGAGAAGAGAGUUUUACGUAACAAUAAAGUCUUUUUUUUGGGAAAGUUAGAGACUGCUUCCUUUGAAAAUGUGCCAUCUGUAAAUAUUUCAUCUUUAAUGACAGAUUUUUACGCUGAUAAUGAAGAGUUAGUUGCAAUAAAAAAUCCGGCUAUACACUCACGAGACAUUCGCACUCAAGAUCCCAAUAGCAAUAUUACGGUAGUAACUGAAUUUAUUAAGAAAAAGGAUGAAAAUAUUUGCGGAAAUACUGUUACUCAAGAUGUAACACAGAAUUUAUUAGUAAACUCUGAUUCGAAAAACAAAAAAAAUAUUUCUCCUAUUGUAAUUCAUAAUGCUGAUUUAACUACUGAGGUGUCUUGCAAAAAAGUGAAUUGGGGUGAUUGUGACACCCCCUGUGCUGACGAUUUUGAGGUUGCCUUUGAACCAUUAGAUGAAAAGGUAUUUGAAGAUGUAACUAAAAUCACAAGCCCACAGACUAUUGAAGUUGAGCUCAAUAUAAUUAACAAUGAUUUAGCUAAAAAAAAUGAUUCUAUUAAUCUAAUUAUUACAAAUGAAUGUCAAACCAUGGUUUCACCAAACUUAAAUAAAUGCCAGACUUUGGUUUCACCAAACUUAAAUGAAUGCCAGACCAUGGUUUCACCAGACUUGAAUGAAUGUCAGACCUUGGUUUCACCAAACUUAAAUGAAUGCCAAAAUAUGAUUAUACCAAACUUAAAUGAACCUUCAAUUCCAACAACUGAAAAUCAAAAAUCAGCUGACUCAAACACUUUGAAUUCAACUUCAGUAAUCCCACAUCAUUCACAAACAGAGAGUACCCAAAAUUUAAAUGUAGAAUCAUAUCAAGUAACAAUUGAUCUACCUGAAAAUAUUUCAAAAGAUAUAAAAAAAACUAAUUUUUCUAACAACGAAGAAACAAAAACAGAUAACAAAAACAAUGAAAGCAGAAAUAGUGAACCAAUGAAAUUCAAUAAGGAAGUGUUCACCAGCUCAUUUGACGGUAACAGUUUAACUCAAAGUAGUUUAAAAUCAGAAAUUGUUCAACCACAACUAAUCAAUCCAGUUGAUAAUCACUUUAAAAAAAAAAUUGUUCAAGCACAGCCAAUUUUUCGCCCAUUCGAGUAUAGUUUAAUACCAAGAGACAAUUUUGAUAUAAUAAAUUUUCAUGAAUACUUGGCUGAAAGUCAAUCUGUGUGGGUUGCACGAGAGCUAUGUAAUUUGACACAUCGGUAUUUAGAAAAUAUUUCAUCUAAGUUUUUCCUUAAAGUAUGUCCUCCAUUUAAAAAUGAAAUGUAUGAUGAAUUAAAAUUAAUUUAUGAAGAUAAAUGUUUAUACUUAAAGGAUCAUGAAGCAGAUGCCAUUAAAUAUAAUCAAACACGAAAUAUUCCAAUAUUUGUUGUCUUGAAAAAAAAAUUUAAUCAGGAGACCGAAAGAGAUUCAGUCAGUUUAGGUAUAUGUCAGGUGUUGGGUCCUGUUUUACCUGUAUAUGGAAAAAAAUAUCGAUUUAAGUGUUCAUCACAGUUUAUUAGCACAGCAACUAUUGAAUGGAAAUGGUGUUUUGUUCAAAAAACUUGUGAAAUUGAAAAACAAAGUAUGAGAAACUACUUAAAGACUUUAAUAAAGAACUUGCAAUGUGGUAAAUGCUGUGAUACUUUUAAAGAGUUAACGCAGUUGCAGAACAAAGUUGGAAAACCAUCUACUGAUAUCAACAAAGCGCAAGCAGAAAUCACAGACCGUGAUGAAGACUGGGAUUUAGAUAUAAAUCCACAUGUCAUCUCACAGUCACAAAAUUUUGGUUCAGAUGAUGAAUGCGAGCGUGAUAUUAACGCAGAUUAUGAAACAUUUGGAGUGACUCAAAAAGAUUUAAACUUACUGAAUCCAAUUUAGUUUAAUUAAGGUCAGUUCAUUACAUGUGAACUAAGUAUGAACUUGAUCACAUGCAUGCAACAUGCAUGCAACAUGCAUGCGUUAUAUUUUUCAGACCUAGAAUUAUAAAUCUGGAUCUGGAUAAAAGUAUAUUAUUAAUGAUUUUUACUAUUAAGUAUUUUUGAUUUUAUAUUGUUGCUGUGAUAAAUAUGCUGAUAAAUCUGAUUUAUAGAAGAUUGUUUUUAUAUUGUCUUUUCAAUAGUUUUUAUCAGUGUAUUUUAAACAGUGUAUUUGAAUUUAGUAUGUACAUUUUAAUUGAUGUAUUUUGAUAAUGCCUAAGCAUUUUUUUGUUGUAUAGUAUAUUUCUUUAUUUGUCAUUUUUAUUUAACAAUUUACUGAGAUUGAAUUUUAUGAAUAAAUAAAAUUUUAAAUUGUAUUUAUAAAAUAUUUGUUUUUUUGUUUUUUUUGUUAUACAAUGUACAUUAUCUUUAUCAAGGGGUUUGCUUUAA
Hydra vulgaris (swiftwater hydra) is the source of this 3410-nucleotide messenger RNA. RefSeq lists its product as uncharacterized. NCBI's taxonomy places the organism in Eukaryota, Metazoa, Cnidaria, Hydrozoa, Anthoathecata, Hydridae. The record is from RefSeq and is a predicted model, not a curated record.